Balaenoptera musculus (blue whale) is the source of this 3887-nucleotide messenger RNA. It is a transcript of the gene TPX2, whose product is annotated as TPX2 microtubule nucleation factor. The coding region runs from base 369 to 2612 and encodes 747 amino acids. The transcript has 18 exons. Gene Ontology annotation, cellular component: spindle; microtubule. The record is from RefSeq and is a predicted model, not a curated record. Gene Ontology annotation, biological process: regulation of mitotic spindle organization; activation of protein kinase activity. NCBI's taxonomy places the organism in Eukaryota, Metazoa, Chordata, Mammalia, Artiodactyla, Balaenopteridae.
GCCGGGGAGCCUUCUCCCUGAUUUCCAAGUGGCUGGAGGUCUCCUCCUCCUCGAGGGCUCAGCUUCUGGGACGCUGUGCUGCUGGGGCGCCGACCUGACCCGCAGAGCAGGAGCCGGGCUUCCGGCCACCCUUCCCUUCAUGACAGGAUUUCCCCGGCCGGACCGGGACUAGCGGGCUGUGUCUCCAGGUUCUUGAUAAGUAGUACUUUCUAGACUUCAAGAUUUCAGAAGAGAGGUGAAAGAGUAUAUUGCAACUUUGAGUCAAGCCUGUAGACAGGUGGAGUGACAGACGGAUUAAACCACAGGAGGUGACCUAUUGAGAAACAAACACUGGGCAAACCUGCUGUUCUGCACCAAGGGUGGGAAAAAUGUCACAAGUUACAACCUCCUAUUCCUAUGAUGCUCCAACAGACUUCAUCAAUUUUACAUCUUUGAAUGAUGAGGAAGAUACCCAAAACAUAGAUUCCUGGUUUGAAGAGAAGGCCAAUUUGGAGAGUAAGUUUCCUGGGAAGAAUGGUACAGGAGGGCUUUUUCAGGGCAAAACUCCUCUGAGAGCAGCUAAUCUUCAGCAAGAUGUCACACCUUUGAGACCAGUUGACAACACUUAUAACAAAGAGGCUGAAAAAGAAAACCUGGUGGAAGAGUCCAUUCCAACAAAUGCUUGUUCUUCUCUGAAAGUCAAAGGAACCACAUCAAGAAAUAUCCUAGCUCAGCCUCAGAGAAGAUCUCUUAGGCUCUCUGCUCAGAAGAAUUUGGAACAGAAAGAAAAACAUCAUGUACAAAUGAAAGCCAAGAGAUGUGCUACUCCUGUAAUCGUCAGUGAAAUUCCACCCUCCAAAAAAAUGAAAGUUUCUCACAAUAAAAAGAAGCCAGGGGAAGAGGAAGAAGGCAGUGCUCAUCAAGAUACUUCUGAAAAGAAUGAGUCUUCCCCAGAGAAAGCCAAGGGCAGACAUACUGUGCCUUGUAUCCCACCUGUAAGGCAGAAGAUUCUAAAAAGUACUGAGGAGCAGGAGUUGGAGAAGAGAAUGAAAAUGCAGCAAGAGGUGGUAGAGAUGCGGAAAAAGAAUGAAGAAUUCAAGAAAUUUGCUCUUGCAGGAGCAGGGCUCCCUGUGAAGAAAUCAGUGAGCCAGGUAACCAAAUCAGUUGACUUCCACUUCCUCACAGAUGAGCGAAUCAAACAACAUCCUAAGAACCAGGAGGAGUAUAAGGAAGUAAACUUUACAUCUGAACUGCGAAAGCAUCCUCCAUCUCCUGCCCGAGUGACUAAGGGAUGCACCAUUGUUAUGCCUUUCAACCUGUCCCAGGGAAAGAAAAGAACAUUUGGUGAGACGGCUUCUACGUAUGUGCCCCUUGCACAGCAGGUUGAAGCCUUCCAUAAACGAACCCCUAACAGAUAUCACUUGAGGAGCAAGAAGGAUGAUAUUACUCUGUUACCCUCCAAAUCUGUGGCCAAGAUAUGCAGAGACCCACAGACUCCUGUGCUGCAAACCAAACAGCGUGCAAGACCUGUGACCUGCAAAAGUGCAGCGGAGCAGGAGGCUGAGGAGCUCGAGAAACUGCAGCAAUACAAAUUCAAAGCACAGGAACUUGAUCCCAGAAUUCUUGAAGGUGGGCCCAUCUUGCCUAAGAAACCGCCUGUGAAGCCAUCCACUCAGCCUAUUGGCUUUGAUUUGGAAAUUGAGAAGAGGAUCCAGGAGCGAGAGUCAAAGAAGAAAUUGGAGGAUGAACACUUUGAAUUUCAUUCUAAGCCCUGCCCUACUAAGAUCUUGGAAGAUGUUGUGGGUGUUCCUGAAAAGAAAGUACUUCCAAUCACUGUCCCCAAGUCACCGGCCUUUGCUCUGAAGAACAGAAUCAGAAUGCCCACCAAAGAAGAUGAGGAAGAGGAGGAGCCAGUAGCGAUAAGAGCUCAACCUGUGCCAUAUUUUGGAAUGCCUUUUAAGCCCCAAAUCCCAGUGGGGAGAACUGUGGAAAUAUGCCCUUUCUCUUUUGAUUCUCGAGACAAAGAACGUCAGUUACAGAAGGAGAAGAAAAUAAAAGAACUGCAGAAAGGGGAGGUGCCCAAAUUCAAGGCGCUUCCUUUGCCUCAUUUUGACACCAUUAACCUGCCGGAGAAGAAGGUGAAGAAUACAACCCAGGUUGAGCCUUUCUGCUUUGAGACCGACAGAAGAGGUGCUCUGAAGGCACAGACUUGGAAGCACCAGCUGGAGGAAGAGCUAAAACAGCAGAAAGAAGCAGCUUGCUUCAAGGCUCGUCCAAACACCGUCAUCUCCCAGGAGCCCUUUGUUCCUAAGAGAGAGAAAAAAUCCCUUACUGAGGGCCUUUCUGGUUCUGUAGUUCAAGAAACUUUUCAGCUGGCCACUGAGAAGAGAGCCAAGGAGCGGCAGGAGCUGGAGAAGAGAAUGGCUGAGGUGGAAGCCCAGAAAGCCCAGCAGUUGGAGGAAGCCAGGCAACAGGAGGAAGAGCAACAGAAGGAGGAGCUGGCCAGACUACGGAAAGAACUGGUACACAAGGCAAAUCCAGUACGAAGGUACCAGGGUGUGGAAGUCAAGUCAAGUGACCAGCCCUUGACCGUGCCUGUAUCGCCUAAGUUCUCCACUCGAUUCCACUGCUAAACUCGGCUCUGAGCUGUGGACACCAUCUGGGAACCGGAGCUACUCUUCCCAUUAAACCAGGAGCCUUCUUUGUCAUGGGGGCAUGGAGAGAACCCAUUUCUCCAGGCUUUUUCCUACCCAUGCCUGACAAGUGUGGACUCCAAUUUCAUUGAGAGCUGUUUUCCUACAUUAUUGUGGCUAAUAAUGAGACUCAACUCAUGUAUGUCUCAACCAGACUCCAUGUAGUUAUUUCCUUGGAACCAUCAGUUGACCUUUAAUAUGGGUCUUAACUCUGACUAGAAUUUAAUGUCUCUGUAUCAGUACAGUGUAAUUUCUGUUGCCCUUACCCCCCGCCCCCCUUUUUUUUCUAUUUUAAUCAGAAAAUAAAGAUAGUUAAAUACUGAGAUAGGAUUUAAGUCAUGGAUUAAAUGAGGAACCAUCAGUAGUAUGUCAGAUUCUUUCCUCUUCUCUGUGCAAAAUGAAUUUAGAGUUAAGGAGCCCUUCGCUACGAGGGGGGAAGCCUCAUUAACUGCAUGACGAGGAAGAGACUUGACUGACGGGAACCUCACAGCAGCCAUCGGCUGGCUUCGGGUAGAGCUUGCUGUUCAGGCACGUUCUUCCCUUGUUGGUGCUGAUGAUGAUAGGGCGCGCUGAGUAGUACACGUUUUAAGUCCUCCAGUGACCUGGACUGGAAUAAAUAUGUUUGUCUUCCCUCCCUGCUUUUGUUAUUUGAUGUUUUUAAAUCUGUCAAGCCCCUUUGGAGGUCACAUCUUAUUGGGGAAGUGGGUACUUUGAGAGGAGGGUCUAGGAACUUUUAAAAGCAUAGGCUCUGUCCUUAAAGGAAAGAGCUUUGUGACUUUUUUCUGUCUUAUGUCAGAAUAUCCUUCCAUAUUUUGUUAACUCCCUCCUAGGAACCACUCUGGAAGCCUGUUAUGCCUUCAAAACAGACUGUGCCUUCUUCUCUAAAUGUCUUUUUUCUCAUCUGGUAAACUCUUCCUUAUAAGACUCAGCUCUAGUAAAAUCUUUUUCAUAGAUCUUUCCUUGACCAUUUAACCUCCUCAGGUAAGGUAAGAUUUCCUUCUUUGUGCCUCCCAAAUGUUUCUUAUGUAUAUCUCUAGUAGAACAGUUAUACCACUGAGUUACUUGUACUUGUUUACAAACUAGUAGAGAUGAAGAUAACUAAAAUUAUGUUAGUCCUUGAAGAUAAAAAUUAUGUUAAUUAUAUCUGUAUUUCUCAUAGUUGGCACAGAAUUUGCUAGGUCCAUGUUAUCAAUAAAUAGUGUAUUUUCUUUUAGA